Messenger RNA from Parastagonospora nodorum SN15, 285 nucleotides. RefSeq lists its product as hypothetical. The transcript is spliced from 2 exons. The coding region runs from base 1 to 285 and encodes 94 amino acids. The record is from RefSeq and is a predicted model, not a curated record. NCBI's taxonomy places the organism in Eukaryota, Fungi, Ascomycota, Dothideomycetes, Pleosporales, Phaeosphaeriaceae.
AUGUCAGCACCAUUCGCUGAUCAGACUCCCGCCCGGGUUCCUGGCAUACUGAACAACAUCGCCUCAGAGCUACAUCUCAAUGGGCACCUAGUCUCCACUGGGUGGAUUGAUGAAGGAAGCCCAGGAAACAGCCUGUUCAUCCACAUAUCAUAUUGGUGGUCGAUGGACUUCGAUCACGUAGGGCAGGUGUGGGUCUGGUUACACCAGCAGUUUCGGCAUGGUGAUGGCCUGGACGUAGACUUUGGCAACACGAUGACGAACUUGGAAUCGGGGCAGAAGAAGUAA